ACCACCGUGGCCCUGUCCGUGGGGAAAAGAUCUCCAAUGGCUCUCCUCCCCCAAAUCCUCCCCUCCCCGCGCCCCCAGCCCCACCUCGCCGCCUCCCGCCACGCCUUCUCCCCGGCCCACGCAUUCCGUCGAGCGCCUCGCCUCCACGCCCCCGGCCACCGCCGCCGGGCCCUCCUCGCCACGCCGCCCAGCGCGUCCGGGCCCGGCUCCUCCCCGCCCGACCCCGACGACGGCCUCGUGGAGCUCCCGCUCUUCCCGCUCCCGCUCGUGCUCUUCCCGGACGCGACCCACGCGCUGCACAUCUUCGAGUUCCGCUACCGCAUCAUGCUGCACACCGUGCUCGACACCGACCUGCGCUUCGGGGUCGUCUUCGCGGGCGCCGGCGGCGGCGCCGCCGACGUCGGCUGCGUCGGCGAGGUCGUCAAGCACGAGCGCCUCGCCGACGACCGCUUCUUCCUCAUCUGCAAGGGCCAGGAGCGCUUCCGCGUCCACCGCGUCGUGCGCAGCAAGCCCUACCUCGUCGCCGCCGUGCGGUGGCUCGAGGACCGCCCGCCCGCCGACGCGCCCGCGCCCGGGGAGGACGCCGAGGCGCUCGCCGUCGAGGUCGAGGCGCUCAUGCGCGACGUCAUACGCAUCGCCAACCGCCUCAACGGAAAGCCGGAGAAGGAGGUCGGGGACCUGCGCCGGGGGCUAUUCCCCACGCCCUUCUCAUUCUACGUCGGCAACACCUUCGAGGGCGCGCCCAGGGAGCAGCAGGCGCUGCUCGAGCUCGAGGACACCGCCACCAGGCUGCGACGGGAGCGGGACACGCUACGCAACACUCUCAACUACCUCACCGCCGCCUCCGCCGUCAAGGACGUCUUCCCCUCCUCGCCGUCAUCGGGGUGAAGCAUUCUUUCCACCUCUCGCCUCUGUUCGCCUGUCGCCGAUAAGGUGUUUGUGGAGGGUAUUAUAGGACUAAAACCUUCUUAUCACACUCUCUUUCGCCUUUUGCUUUUAGUACCACGGGUAGGUUUUACUUCAUUGUGGUUAGCAUUUUAGCAUGUAAAAUUGUACUAUAAUUCGGGUGUAUUAACUCAAGGAAUGCCGGAGCUAUGAAUAUUCACCGUGGUGGUGAUUAUAAGAAUUUUGCUGUAUGAAACCAAUGCAUCCAAUGUGAAAUGAUUAUGUACUAGUACUCAUUGCUUAGCUCUUCA
Molecule: messenger RNA, 1196 nt
Organism: Lolium rigidum
Lineage: Eukaryota; Viridiplantae; Streptophyta; Magnoliopsida; Poales; Poaceae
Product: lon protease-like
Exons: 1
Coding region: 37-888 (283 amino acids)
Source: RefSeq, a predicted model, not a curated record